GGCAACCCUAAUAUGCCGGGAAGGAAGUUGUUUACAUGUGCCAAAAACAGGGCAAACACUGCAAAAUUGCAACCAAACAAAGAAGGUCCUUUGGAAUUUUCAGCCAGUUUUGCGCUCUUAAUUUGCAACGAAAUAUUGAAUUGUAUAAAAAUUAACAAAUGCGUGACCUAUUCAAGACUUUGGAAAAAUUGAAAAGUGAAACAGUUAUGGAAUAUUGUGAAGAAUUCAAUGGCAUUAAAUCAGUGCUGGAACAUUGUAACAAACAUGUAAAACCGUUCAAUAAGGUCUAUUUUCGAGGAGGGAAUGAGGCAUUUAUCAAUGAAUUGGUGAGACGCCUGCAAGACUACCUAAGCGAGGCGGGAUUGGUGGAUAAGGAAACUAAAAAACCUUUGCCAGAAAAAUCUCAUAUUCUAAGGAAAAUUUUAAUGUUCUUAAUGUUCAACACAGAUGCCACUUACAAAUAUGAUUUGCGGAGUGACCAAAACAUUGUCCACGUCCUGGAGAUAUGCCCAUUGUUGCCGAAAUUUAUGCUAGUUACCUUGGUGUGGGAGUUACAUUUCGAUCGAUAUUUUAAUGAAAUGCUAUCGUAUUCUCCUUGUUGGUUCUCAUUUCAAUAUUUUGAGCCAGCCACCGAUUCUCUCAAAUAUAUCGAUGAUGCUUUUGAGGUUCUCGCGAAGGUAGAACAACUUUUGAAAGCCAUAUUUAUUUCAAUAACACGCUCGGAACUAAGGAUAAUGGAUAGUGUGGAUAAACGUAUUAUCUAUAACAAACUUUAUGAUUAUGCCAUGAAUUUGCUACGUUUGUUUUACACACCUGAUGCUGAAAAGUUUUCCAAUUUCAGUAAGAAAAAAAUGUAUAAAUAUUCCGGCUUUGCUUUGAAGCAUUUGCUGGAAAUGGUCUUGUACGCCUUUGAUGUCUAUGAGAAUGCAGACUUGGCCAAUCCCUUAGAAAAUUGGCCGGAAUAUGAUAUUUGCCAACAGCCGUGUAAAAAAGAAAAUGGCAAUGUCUCUACGGCUCAGAGCAAAGAGUUGAAAGAGCAACAGAUGAAAAUUAUAACAGCUUUACUCAAUGCCCUACAGAACAAUGUGCUUUUGGUGAAAAUUGAUAUAUUCAUAUACUGGGUUGAAAUCGAUUUGAAUGAAAAACAAACCCUCCAGGAAGUUGUGGGUGAAAUGGCCUAUCGUGUGGGCGAGAGAAUGUUGAAAAAUCCGGCAUUUGGUCACGAUGUCCAACAGCAAUUAAAGGUCAUAGAAAUACGUCCUCGAACUUUGGAGGAAACGGUACAAGAAGCUCGCAUAGGAGAUAUAUUAAAUGCCCUCGAUGAUAAAUCGCUGGAAUAUAAAGUGAGACGCGCCUGGUUCAAUGAGCUAAUCAAUCGCACCGUUGUGGCCCUGGGUAACGACGAAUGUUUGCUAGCCAUAAAACAAAACAUCAAACUAAUGAAUGUUGAGCAUUGCAAACAAGUCUUGGAUUUUAUAAAACUUGAAAUUAUUCGCAAUCACAAUGAGGAUUUAAAUGAUUCGCAUAUUGAUACCAAACCGAAUAUAGAAAAUAUGGAUAUAGAUCCGGAAGAUUAUGAGGAACUAUCCGAAUUGGUUCUACUGGCCAUGGAGAAUUUCAAUGAAGAUCAAAUCUUAGAUGUCCUCAAUUAUCAAUGUAAAUUGUUUGGCUAUGAAUCAACCUUGUUUGCCCGUUCGGAUGUUGCCAAUCGCAGUACGGAGUUCUUUAAUAAAUGUGAUACAGAUGCCAAUGAAUUUGAUCUGCAACAAUUUCUACUCUUAACCUUCGAACAAGCCCAGCUGGUAUGGCAAAAUUUCUUUGAAUGUGCCUGUCACAAUUUGCAGCACAUCGAGAGCUAUUGCAAGGCAGUAAAGCGUUGUCGUCCAUUGUCGAACAGUUAUUUUAGACCACAGCUAAUGGCGGCCUUCAACGACUUAUCCUCGCUGGAGCAACGUUAUUUUCCAGCCCUAUUGUGUGAAAUUUAUUUCACACUCUACUAUCCGGAUAACAAGACGGAAUUCCUUAAACAAAUCAUUCACAAACAAGUUAAUCAAUUUUUGGAUAAUCAACAAUUCACCUAUCUAUUGCCAUUGGUGAAAUGUUUGAAUUUAAUCAACAGUUAUGGUGAGACUCAAUCCACAAAACCUUUAAAUUUCGGUGAAAUAACUGCUCCCGUUCUACUGAUGGCGGCCCAAAUUAUGGACAAGGCUAGAUGGGAUUUGAUAACCUACACCGAUGUCCGAGAUGAAAUCGUACGAGAGUGUAUACAGUUUAUACAGAAGACGUCAAAGAAAUUUCUACCGAAUGCAACGGAGAAGGAUCGCAAAUGGAUAACCAAAGUUAUCAAAGAUUCAUACAAACCAUUGACUCAGUACUAUUUUCAAAAAUAUUCCAUGACCCCAGAUCAAAUACCCAUCGAAUUUGAUCGGUUUCUAAUUCGACUCGAUAUCGAAGAUAAAUCGGAGGCUGAAAUGUUUCUCAUUAUUAAUUACGUUCGAUGUACCAUGAAAGAAACCGAAUGGCUGGCACGCAGCGAACGCCUACUGCCACACAUCUCCGAUGUCAUGAUAAUACUAUGUGGUGUGGUCAAUGAAACCGAAAAUCCAAAUGCCAUCAACAAUUAUCGCCAUUGUUUGGCAAACUAUGCCAAUAUUGUUCAAAGAUUUCUGCUACCACAAAUCGAAGACGACAAUAAGGCAAUCGAAAAGUUAGAGAUUAAAGUAUUGAAAAUUAUCUCCUCAGCACCGGAACAAAUCUAUGAAGAGACCUUCAUGAGUUUCGAAUCGUUGCUAUUGGAUAUUGUACGAAAGUGUGGGCGACCCUUGGAGGAAAAUAUAUCUAAGAAUAUCCAGAAAUAUGUCGAUACCAUGAAGGAGUGUAGUGCCAGGCAAAUAUUUACGGAUAAACUUAAGGCAUUGGUCACGGAAAUGUCUUAAACGAGAAUACGAACGAGUUUGGAAAUGAUACUACAACAAUUAGGGUAUAUUACCAUAUAUGUAGAGUUCCAGUUCCUUGAAAUAAGUAUUUAUUUGUUUGUGAUUUCUUCUCUUCAGAUUUAGAUUUUUACACCAUCUCUCACACAUGUAAUCGAAAUAGUAUUAGGGUACUUUUAAUAAAAGUAUUGAAUUUUUUGCUUGUUUUUGUUAUAUUCUCAACAAUAUCUAUAACAGAA
Molecule: messenger RNA, 3172 nt
Organism: Musca domestica (house fly)
Lineage: Eukaryota; Metazoa; Arthropoda; Insecta; Diptera; Muscidae
Exons: 4
Coding region: 159-2936 (925 amino acids)
Source: RefSeq, a predicted model, not a curated record